Molecule: messenger RNA, 2304 nt
Organism: Magallana angulata
Lineage: Eukaryota; Metazoa; Mollusca; Bivalvia; Ostreida; Ostreidae
Product: multiple epidermal growth factor-like domains protein 6
Exons: 12
Coding region: 104-1930 (608 amino acids)
Molecular function (GO): scavenger receptor activity
Source: RefSeq, a predicted model, not a curated record
CAGUGUUGAUAGCGUUAAUUCGAUGCAAUUAUGUCCAAUAGCGAGAAAGUCCGGAAGUUAAAAUAUGAAUACUUUUCUCAUACCGCGUACGUUUUGACAGAGGAUGUGGUCGUAUAUGAGAGUACAUGUAGAGGUUGUUCUUCUACAGCUUAUGGUCACAGGAGCGUCGUGUUUUGUUAAUCUAGUUUCUGAACAAGGUUUGAAAGGAAAGGCCGGCAUGGGUGCAAAUCCUAAAAAACCAGACUGGACAGCUAUUAAAGCUAUAGAUGGCAAAACCUUUCAGGACCACAAUUUAAACUCCUGUGCCAUAACGGAUGUUGAAGGAAACCAUAAUACUUCUAUAUGGUGGAAGGUGUGGCUACAAAGGCAAUUCAACGUAGCAUAUCUAGAGAUAUAUUUCAGAUCUGACACAUAUACAAGAUCAGCUGGAUUUUCUGUUUACACGUAUAUUCCGGAGUCGUUUCAUCCUCUGCGUGAUCCCAAACAUCUCGUAUAUCAACAGGAUCCCAAAUCUGGAUGUCCAACGUCUGUUAUGAAUGUAACCGUCAACAACGUAACACAAGGGAUCACCUUUAUCAACACACGACCACCGGGAUAUACAUCAAGCUGUCAAUAUGAUAGCAUGAUGUAUACUGGGAUAGAAAUAUGUGAAGUUAAAGUCAUGGGUUGUGGAUCGAAUAGGUUUUCACCCGGUUGCAACCACUCCUGUCCAUCUAAAUGUAAACACCAACACUGUGACGCAUUCAAUGGAUCAUGUAUACAUGGAUGUUCUGAUCCUAACGCUCUUACAAUUGACUGCAUCGUUUGCCCUCAUGGAAAAUUCAUAUCAAACAAAUCGUGUGUAGACUGCCCUGGUCAUUGUAAAAGUGGAGUACAUUGCAAUAAGUUGACAGGGAUGUGCGAUAAUGGAUGUGCUAAUCACUGGAAUGGAACUUUCUGCAAACUUUGCUCCGAUCACUACUACGGCACUGACUGUAGCACUCCAUGUGGACACUGUAAAAACAAUGGCGUGUGUGACAAAGGGACUGGUUCCUGUCCUAAUGGGUGUCAGAAUCACUGGCAGGGGUGGCGGUGUGACGUUUGCUCUGAUCACUACUACGGCACUGACUGUAACACUCCAUGUGGACACUGUAAAAACAAUGGCGUGUGUGACAAGGGGACUGGUUCCUGUCCUAAUGGGUGUCAAAAUCACUGGCAAGGGGAGAGGUGUAACGUUUGCUCUGAUCACUACUACGGCACUGACUGUAACACUCCAUGUGGACACUGUAAAAACAAUGGCGUGUGUGACAAGGGGACUGGUUCCUGUCCUAAUGGGUGUCAAAAUCACUGGCAAGGGGAGAGGUGUAACGUGUGUCAAGACAGGUUCUACAAUGCUACCUGUUCUGCUAAAUGUGGUCACUGCAUCAGAAGAGAAUUGUGUGAAAAACAUGAUGGAACUUGCAUCAGUGGCUGCAGUCAAAACUUCGAACCCCCUCUUUGUCAAGAAUGUGUUUCCUACAAAUAUGGCCCAAACUGCGGAUUUGAUUGUGGACAUUGCAAAGAUGGUCAAUCUUGUGCCACAGAAAACGGAGUUUGCACCGAAGGUUGUGAUUCAGGAUGGAUCGGUGAUCUUUGUGUAACAGCUAAACUUAAUGCACCUGAAUUUGACAAAAAGGAAAACCAGCUAACAACAACAGGAGUAGCAAUCAUAGCAAGUGUCUCAACAAUGUUAGCUAUCAGCCUUUUUGUAAUCUUCUACAUGUCACGACAUAUCAUGAAAAAUAAAACCAACAGACACCGUACAGAUGCAUCUGUACCGGAGAACGAAAAAGCUUCCAAGACGUACGCCGAUUUAUCAGCUAUGGAUGAGAACCAUGCGUACUCAACGUUAGGCUGUACGGUAUCGGAUACUCCAUAUAACGUGAUCAGAGACUCACAUCACAAUAUCUAGUCACAUUUCUAUGUUCCACGCCGCAGUCAAAACUUUGGAAAUUAUCUGUGAAAAUGGUAUAGAAUUACACUAUUGGUUUUAAUAGCUAAUUCUUUUUAAGUGACGUUCAGAUAGCAGGUUUAGUUGCUACUGACUGUUUACUGAAAUGUGUGGGGUCGGUAAAGUCUAUAGAAGGCGAGGCGAAACUAAGCCUUCUAUGUACUUGCCUAUCCCACAAAUUCCUGUAAACAGUCAGUAACAAACCUAAUAAAUUUUUUGCUUUGUCGAUGACCCAAUGAUUUAAAAUGUAAACAAACAAAAGAUAGUAUAUAACAAUUAAAUUCAUAGCUUAAUUCUCUAAUUUUUUACUUUCCUCGUCAGCCGUCUGUGCAAAC